UUUGUUACCUUCAUAUGUGUGGAAGUGAUCAAUUUAUAAUGUGCUGUGUAUCGGAAUCUUGGAAUUUUCAAUACCAUAAUUAGCUAAUUGUUCCAAUAUUACACACACGAAUUUAAGGAAUUCCAGCAAUUCAGUUGCACGGGAAGGCCCAACGAGAACAGUUCAAGAGGGACAGGACAAUGGGGAUACUCUUGAUGCUGGACAUCUUCCAAUGUCGAUGAUAGAUUUAUGCAAACACGAAUAGCCAGGGCUUACACUCUGAUCCUCAAUGUCAUCACGGUGACAAUGCUGCCGGUGGCUCUUAUGUCGGCUGUUAAAUUGUAUUACGUGGCUGUUUGGCUGCCGCGAUUCAUGUGGAUAACUCCAUUCGUCCUUUAUGUGGUGAACUACGUGGAUAUGAUAUGAUGAUAUGAGGAUAUGAUUUCGUGAACCAGCAACUGGAGGAGCUCAUCUCCACACCCUCGCCGCUAACAUCUGGUUACGCUGAGGAGAUGCGAAGUCUAUGGUCUUUUCACGCCAGCCUCAGCCAGACAGCGCACAAGAUAAACAGGAUCUACGGUCGUCAGAUGUUACCAUCCCGUUUCGACUAUAUUAUAUUCACUGUCAUCAAUGGCUAUAUUGGUAUGAUUUACACGAGCAGUGAACCCACGACUUUAUUCGCAAAAUGUUAUGGAGGUCUUCUCUAUUGGAUACUGACGGUGGACUUUUUCAUGACCGACUAUAUAUGCGAUUUGGUGGCUCAGUACCAGCGCAUGCUAGCGAGGGCGUCAUGACCAACGAGCUACGUUCGUAUGUGAUCUACCAAAACAGCAUGAAUCUUAAUUUGAAGAUUUGCGGCCUCUUCCCAGCCAAUCGAAAACAGUGGCUUAACAUGAUGGCGGCUAUUCUAUGCCACUCCGUAAUGCUUCUUCAGUACCAGUUGAUGAUGUCCGCUAAGCAACACAAUCAAUAA
Molecule: messenger RNA, 952 nt
Organism: Drosophila miranda
Lineage: Eukaryota; Metazoa; Arthropoda; Insecta; Diptera; Drosophilidae
Product: putative gustatory receptor 59b
Exons: 2
Coding region: 665-952 (95 amino acids)
Biological process (GO): sensory perception of taste
Cellular component (GO): membrane
Source: RefSeq, a predicted model, not a curated record